AACGCAUUGCAGUCAACAUGAGUUUGCCACGCCGCGCAGCGCUUAAGCUGCUCAUUGCCAUCAGCUUGCUGGUGCUUUGCAGCGAGGCCGUCUCGCUGAGCAAAUCUCAGGAGAUGCAGCACAUGGAAAUGGAAGCUGUGAACAGCAGCAGCUGGACACCGCCCAUGCCCAGCGAAAGCGGCUCCAGCGAGGACGACGAGGAGGAGGAGGAGUUCAGCAGCGAAGAGGAUCAUCUAAUUGUGCCCAACACAAGGCACCAGGUGGCGCCAGCGCCAGUUCCAGUUCCACUGCAUGUUGUUGAGCAAUUGAACGUUGCCGACUUUCUGGCGCUGCUAACAGCGCCGCAGCUGAAGCAAACGGUGAGCAGCUACUAUCGCCAGUAUCCGGAUGUGCAGCGCGCCUUUAGGUUUCUCAGCUGCGCCUACUGGCUGGACCUGAUGGUGCGCACCGAGAGCAUGCCGGAGGUUUAUGCAUUUACAAGCUAUUUGAAUGCCAGCGGACUGGAUGUGCCGAAGCUUAUCAAGAUUGUGGUGCUGGCGCUGCGGCCGCCGGAGCUGGACCUGCCGGAGCCAGGCAGAGACGGACCCAUACCGCCAGCGGCUAGCGAGAUAGUUGGCACCACCACCACCACCACUACUACGACCACCACCACUUUGGAGCCACCACCCAAUGGCAUUGUCGAGCUGGUCGAGUGCAUAUUGGGCCAGCUGCCCGUUGAGCAGAUGGUGGACAUAUUUUUAGAAAAAAUGGAAAAGGAUCAACAGUUCAACAAACUUGUCGAGAGCUUUGGCAGGCCCGAGUUUUUACAACUUUUACACAAUCUGCAGCAUUCCACACACAUGCGUAAUCUGAGCUAUGUGCUGAUCGCCAAUAAAAUCGACAUAACGGAAAUCGUUAGAUUGAUUAGACAAUAUUUAUCGAUGCUCAGCCUGUGAGUGAACGCAGUGCAAAAUAUAAAAUAUGCCAGGCAGAGCAUAAACUAAACAAUACAAUAAAAUUGGUAGUAA
Molecule: messenger RNA, 1007 nt
Organism: Drosophila busckii
Lineage: Eukaryota; Metazoa; Arthropoda; Insecta; Diptera; Drosophilidae
Product: CG4409
Exons: 3
Coding region: 18-935 (305 amino acids)
Source: RefSeq, a predicted model, not a curated record